AUGAUGAUGAAAAUUCUGAGUGCCAUUAUCAUCUUCUUUAACUUGGUUCAAGUACUUGUCAAUGUUAAUGCAUCUGUUGAAAAGAUUAAAACACAAGUGCAACAACGAGAACAUCUCCAUGAAGGAAUUCAAACACACACACAACAUCUCCGGGAAGGAAUUCAGAGACACGUGCAAAUUAAAGAACAGCUUCAGGGAGGAGUUAAGAGACACUUGCUCCAGGAACCGUUAUUGCCACCUAGACCUAGAGGACAUCAUAGAAGACAUCGUGGAAGGCGGCAUCGUAGAAAACAGAUGUUGGUAGCUGGCAUAGGGGGGCCUCAACCUGUGCCUGUGCCAAAUUCAAUAGCUAUGCCAACUGAACAUCAACCUCUGCCAGAACCUCAGAUGGUGGUAGCUGGCAUAGGGGGGCCUCAACCUGUGCCAAAUCCAGUACCUCUGCCAACUGAACCUCAACCUCAGCCAAAUCCAGGACCUCAGCCGACUGAACCUCAACCUAUGCCAGCACCUCUGCCGACUGAACCUCAACCUCUGCCAGCACCUCUGCCCACUGAACCUCAACCUCUGCCAGCACCUCUGCCCACUGAACCUCAACCUCUGCCAGCACCUCUGCCCACUGAACCUCAACCUCUGCCAGCACCUCUGCCCACUGAACCUCAACCUCUGCCAGCACCUCUGCCAACCGAACCUCAACCUCUGCCAGCACCUCUGCCAACCGAACCUCAACCUCAGCCUCAACCCCAACCCCAACCUCAACCUCAGCCUCAACCAGCUGAACCUCAACCUCAGCCUCAGCCUCAGCCAGCUGAACCUCAACCUCAGCCUCAGCCUCAACCUCAACCUCAGCCUCAGCCUCAGCCAGCUGAACCUCAACCUCAGCCUAAGCCAAGUGAACCGGCCAAGCCAUUUAACCUGAUUGAUUCACUAUCAAAUAUAAACAUAGAUGAUCCAGAGGAAAGCUUAAAAAAUCUGUACCAUGAUGCUGUAGCUGCAGCAAAGCCUCUAGCUUAUCUGGCUGCUCACAAUGCUUUCAGGGCAACGAUGGGGGUGCCACUAUUGCACUGGGACACAAAACUAGAAGAGUAUGCAAGGCAAUAUGGACAAAAACGUGCUGGAGAUUGUCUUUUGCAGCAUUCAUAUGGCCCUUACGGUGAAAACUUAUUUUGGGAGCUCUUUGAAGCAAGUUCUCCAGAAAAGGUUGUAAAAAGCUUUACAGAUGAGCAACAAAAUUAUGACCUUAAAGAGGGGAGGUGCAAGUGUGUAGAAGUAAUAGGUCAGUGUAUGUGUGGCCAUUUUACUGCUAUUAUUUGGAAGACCACUGAAAGAGUCGGGUGUGCAGAAACUGUAUGUGCUAAUAACAAGGGCAAACUAGUUGUUUGUUCUUAUGAUCCACCAGGUAAUGUCAUUGGUCAGAAUCCCCUCACUGCAACUGACCCUGAUGCUGACGCUGAUGAUUCAGAGUAG
Messenger RNA from Daucus carota subsp. sativus, 1464 nucleotides. RefSeq names its product SH3 domain-containing protein C23A1.17. The coding region runs from base 1 to 1464 and encodes 487 amino acids. The transcript has a single exon. Lineage: Eukaryota; Viridiplantae; Streptophyta; Magnoliopsida; Apiales; Apiaceae. The record is from RefSeq and is a predicted model, not a curated record. Gene Ontology annotation, cellular component: extracellular region.